AUGCCUUCCUCUAAGCAGUAUUUACCUUUAAAUGAUCGGUCCUGGAGAAUUGAGGCGCGUUCAACUGUUGAACCUUCUACUGAACCGGUUGGACAACGUUCGGAUGAAAUGCAAAUGGAAACACAAGCAAUUGAGCUAACUAGUCUAGACUCCGCUCAGCUAUCUAGAGUUUCGGUUCACAAGACCUCUCAACUGGAAGAAGAUGAUUUUGACUCUGUGCUGAACGAUACGGACCCCGAAGAACGACUACUAACUCAAGACCCAGUAAACGGUAACAUGUCUACAAAUGGGGGUUCAAAUUUUAACGAGAAUUUGCUUGAGUCCAGAGGCAAGCUCAAAGGACAGUUACUGCUCUAUUUCACCUCAUUCCUGGUGAGUUUGGGUGUUUUUCUCUUUGGCUAUGAUCAAGGUGUCAUGAGCGGCAUUAUAACAGGAAAAUAUUUCAAACAGCAGUUUAAUAACCCUUCAAGUGCGAUGAUAGGAACAACUGUUGCCAUUCUCGAGAUCGGUGCUUUUUUUUCUUCUUUGACUGUUGGAAGAGUGGGCGAUAUCAUUGGCAGAAGGCGAACUAUUCGAUAUGGAGCGUUUAUAUUUGUCGUCGGAGGAUUACUGCAAACUGCCGCCUCCAAUCUAAAAGUCCUCAUAGCUGGGAGAAUUAUUUCUGGUAUUGGAGUUGGCUUAUUAUCAACCAUAGUUCCCAUGUACCAAGCCGAGAUAUCUCCUUCCCACAACAGAGGCAAACUGGCAUGUGCUCAGUUCACAGGAAACAUAUUCGGCUACGCGUCGUCUAUUUGGGUCGAUUACGGUUGCUCAUUCAUUGAAAACAAUCUUUCGUGGAGAAUUCCUCUUUUCAUCCAGUGUGUUAUUGGAUCUUUACUUGCGGGUGGCUCAUACAUUAUUGUAGAAACCCCAAGAUGGCUUCUACAUAAAGAUCGAGACAUAGAGGGCUUAGUUGUGAUUGCUGAUCUCUAUACUAAUGGUGAGACAGAUCAUCAUCGUGCACGAAAGGAAUUUGAUUCUAUCAAAUCCAGUAUACUCGAAGCACGGGCAAUAGGAGAGAAACGUUACAUUGAUUUGUUCACCGUUUACCCUAAAAGGUUAUUUAUGGCAACUAGUGCUUUAGCUUUUGCACAAUUCAAUGGUAUCAACAUUAUUUCAUACUAUGCUCCUUUAGUCUUUGAACAGGCAGGUUGGAUUGGAAGAGAGGCUGUUUUAAUGACUGGACUCAAUGCCAUAAUUUAUAUUCUGAGUACACUUCCCCCUUGGUUAUUGAUUGAUCGCUGGGGAAGAAAGCCAAUAUUGAUUUGUGGAGGAAUAACCAUGGGCCUUUCGAUGCUUCUUGUCUCAAUAUUUAUGGGCCUUAAUCUGAAGAACACCCCUCAGUUGGUUGUAAUAUUUAUUAUCACAGCUAAUUCAUCAUUUGCUUAUAGCUGGGGUCCCAUUCCUUGGCUCUUUCCAAGUGAAAUAUUACCGCUAACAUUCAGGUCUAAGGGUGCUUCUUUAGCCACCGCUACGAAUUGGCUGGCAAAUUUCAUUGUAGGAGAAUUUUCUCCUAUUCUGUUAGAGAAAAUUACUUGGAGAGUUUAUCUGAUACACGCUACCUUUUGCUUCACAUCUGCACUGGUUGCUUACCUUGUAUAUCCAGAAACUCGAGGCGUAGAUUUAGAGGAUAUGGAUAGAUUGUUUGAUGAAAAACGAAAGUAG
Messenger RNA from Komagataella phaffii GS115, 1704 nucleotides. RefSeq names its product Glycerol proton symporter of the plasma membrane. Gene Ontology annotation, molecular function: carbohydrate:proton symporter activity. Gene Ontology annotation, biological process: transmembrane transport; carbohydrate transport. Gene Ontology annotation, cellular component: membrane. Lineage: Eukaryota; Fungi; Ascomycota; Pichiomycetes; Pichiales; Pichiaceae. The record is from RefSeq and is a predicted model, not a curated record. The coding region runs from base 1 to 1704 and encodes 567 amino acids. The transcript has a single exon.